AUGGAAGGAAAAAAACCGUCGAAAAAGGUUUCUGAUAAUGGUAUCAAAACUAAACAUGCUGAGUUCGAGACCCUUGCCCUGAAGCCCCAUGGCAUUACGAUUGAAGAUGAUCGGAAGCAUGUAAAUCCUUUCCAACAUUUUGCCACUGACCCAGCGCCAACUACUGGAGUUAUCUCGCAUUACAAGAGCAAGAAUGGAUUGCAAGAUACAUCUUUGUGGUUGGAAGGAGAUGACCAAUUUACGGAAGAUAUCUUGCGAGAGUAUAAGAGCAUGAAGGAGUUCAAGCUUUGUGAGUCAGAGUACUCGUUAUAUGCUUUCGAAAAUCUCCUGAAGAGAGAAAUGCGUAGCCCUCACCUCCCCAAUACCACCUCAUGGUUGACGGAACGCAUGGUUGAGUUCACUACCCGACCCGGAGAUCAUCACUGGGAGACACCCCCGGUAAUCCAUGAAAAGGUGGCACGCAAAGACUACGCAUUCGACGUUCGACCUGACUGUUCAUAUUGGAUUACUUUGCAAGCCUUCCAUCCUAAGUAUCGGAAGAGAAUCGAGGAGCAUGUCCUUGUUCGACACGGCCGCAUUCUCUGGCCGUAUUUCAUCAUUGAAUUCAAAAAAGAUAGCGAGUCCAAUAGAAAUGGUACCACUUUCAAGACAGCCAGGAACCAAAUCGCUGCUGCCUCAGCAAUCGGGCUCUACAAUCGUUGGAAACUGAAGAAGAGAGCACUCGACGCCACUGGUCAACAAUGGGGCCCAAAGACAGCACAGAUGUUGCGACACUACGGCAUUACUUUUGUUGGCUGCAACUACGACAUUUGGUGUAUUGAAGCAGAUGUAGGUUCCUCCGGUACCUGGACGGGCUGUCGAAUGUUCCGGCUCUACGAAGAUAAAUGUAGUACUGCCGAGGGCGUACAUGGGUUUAUUAAUUGGGUGAACGAGAUCCACAGUUGGGGCUUGACUGUGUAUGGGCCUGAUUGUGAAAAGGAUGUCAAGGACUGCAUUGACUCUGCGUCCGAGGCAGGGUGA
Molecule: messenger RNA, 1020 nt
Organism: Aplosporella prunicola CBS 121167
Lineage: Eukaryota; Fungi; Ascomycota; Dothideomycetes; Botryosphaeriales; Aplosporellaceae
Exons: 1
Coding region: 1-1020 (339 amino acids)
Source: RefSeq, a predicted model, not a curated record